Molecule: messenger RNA, 3642 nt
Organism: Danaus chrysippus (African queen)
Lineage: Eukaryota; Metazoa; Arthropoda; Insecta; Lepidoptera; Nymphalidae
Source: the annotation of a GenBank genome assembly
AUGGAACCAACUUUGGAUGCGUCUUUGGUCGCGCAGUCCAUAAAUUAUCAUGGACAGCAGCUACAAAAAACGUGGGAGGCCGAACGAGGUGAAGAUGAUUUAUCCAAGAUUGGUGUGGGGCCUUUAGACUUUGCUGUUUACCAGUCCAGGCACAAGCAUUUGACUUUCCAAGACAGAGGGAAGAGACUCAAAUUACAUCAGUUCAUCGCGAAGGAAGCAUCAGCAUUAUUCGAUGCAUCUCUACUGGAUGAAACUCCGUCAUCAUCCAGCGUUAGCGCUGAAGCUCCUACACCAGAAGACAAUCUAUUUGCACUGAUGCCGCCAUUUGAAACAUUUUUACAUGUUGACAAAUCAGCCAGGCUGAGACAUUUUUUUGAUAAUGUGAAAACUGGGGAGCUGAUAAUAGGUGCUGUUAUCAACAGAACUGCUUCAGGGAUGAUGCUUAAGGUGCUAUGUACUGCCGGACCUACUUCUAGAUAUGUUGCUGACAUCAAUGUUAAGGCAUUCUUACCUGUUGCUAAUAUCAUACCAGCGGUGGACAAGAAAAAUGUAUCGAGAAACUACCUGAUGAAUGAUACUGUGUGCUGUGAAGUAAUUGAAGUUAUUCCCGACACUGACAAAAUGGUGUGCGGCAUGAAGGGUGUUACUCGGAAGCCUGAAGACCCUCCACCGAAGCCUCCGCUAGGCCUCCUCAGCACUGACGACUUUCCUUUGAUAUACAAUAAUUGUGGAAUGACUCGCAUCAAAAAUGAAGGCAAUGAGGCAAUCUUCUUAGAUGUUCUUGAAAUUUAUUUAUUAAUUUUUAACAGGAAAACUAUGGAAAUGAAGGGAGAGAGUUAUGAAGCUAUUUUGGAGAAGAGCCCAGGAUUCAAUAAUCCUAACUGCGUCCAAUACCUCUCAGAACUUCUUGGCAUAUCAAAUAUGCACUGCAGCAACUUUUCAACAUUAAGGGGAGGAUUUCCAACUACAGAAUAUGCUGAUGAACUCCGUCAAGCUCAAGCAAGCAAGUGGGCGUUCCGGUCAGUAGCUGAAGGAAUUGAGCACUUUAAAGCAGGAAGGCAUUCAGAAGCAUUUCAAUGUCUCAAUAAAGCACUCAGCAUUGAUCCCCGAAACGUGGAAGGACUUGUUGCGAGAGGUGCUCUCUAUGCCAAUAGUGGGACAUUCAAGAAAGCCAUAGAAGACUUUGAAACUUCUCUAAAACUUAACCCUAACCAUGCAAAUGCACGCAAAUAUUUGGGAGAAACUCUAGUCGCUCUCGGCCGUAGCUAUGAAGAUGAGAACAAAAUAGCUGAAGCCCAGAAAGCUUACGAAGAUUGUUUGGCGAUUAUACCAUUCCAUGAGGAGGCUCAGAAUUCAUUGGACUUUCUGAAGAGUAAGACGUCUACCACCAAGCCGUUGAUAGAGCCGGCCGAGUUACUUCUGCCUGGAUUGACUGGGGCUAAGUCGUUUGAGAUGAAGGAAACACUGAAGCAGUUGUUGAAUCUUACGGAGAAGAAGGAAAAGAAGAAGAAGAAGAAGCGUGGGAAAGGAAAAAAGAAACGAUCCAGUAGUUCCUCAUCGUCUUCGAGUGACUCAUCGAGCUCAAGCUCUUCAUCAGAGUCAUCAUCUUCAUCAACGGAAUCAAGUGGUUCAGAGGGUCCAAAUAGGAAGAAGAAACGUCGCUCGCAGUCUAACAACAAGCGGCAGAGGUCGCUGUCGCCUCUGAGCAAGCGUAUGGCUAUGUUGGGAGACGCUGAGUCGGCGUCACGUACACACAACUCACAGUUCAAUCAUCCCUACGGCUAUCAGCCGCCGCCGCCCGCAGAGGAACCCGCCGCGCCUGGCAGGUCUCAGGCGGAUAUUGAUUAUGAAUUAAAGGUACGAAAGUUCCUGGAUAUGACGAAAGAAGAUUCUGAUUAUGAAGAGAAGGUUCGGAACUUCUUGGAAGAGACGGCGCAAUAUAAACGGAAUAGAAAAAUGCAAGAGCUCGGUCAGCAGACACAACCGGGCGCUGAACAUGACAAGAAGAAGAAACGAAAGAAGGAUAAGAAAAAGAAGAAGGAAUCAAAACGCAAACGCAAAGAACAGGAGAGAGAAGAAAAACGAAAAAAUAAGAUUGCUCGUAUGUCAAACAGUUCGGAUUAUAAUCUGCGUGAUAUAGAAAAUAUUGGUGAUAAAAAACUAAGAGAUGCUAUAAGGAAAGAAUUGAAAGGAAAAUCGAAGAGGGAUCACAGUUCAGAUGGUGAAUAUGAAAGGAAACACAAUGAAAAGAGUCGCAUACUUGAUGAAAUGCAUGGAUUGGAAGAGCUUGAAUCUAAACUGAGUGCGUACCAUGUGAUGGUUGAAAAGGAAAUCGGUAAACGAGACAGAUCUCUCAGUCCGCUCGACCAGGUGCCCCCGCCGCCGCUUGACAAGCCCAAGUGGAAAAUGUCAAUGAACGCUGUCAAAGAAACGGUCAAGAAGAAGGAUACUCCAGUACAAAAAGGAUAUAAGGAGCGUUAUGCAUUUGAAGAUAGCUCUGAUGACUCCCAAGAUCCUCGCAAGCCGUCACCAUCGAGCGGCGACAAGAACGUGUCUGUUCGUCGCGCGAUGGCCAUGUCUAUGAAGGAGCCGCCGCCGUUGCCUUCAGCCCCGCCUCCCAAGAGCAGCCGCGAGCCAGACCCGCCCGGCACCGACCCGCCGCACUCACAUCAACACCCACACACGCACCCGCACCCACAUCAACACCCUCCACACGCACCCCCGGUGCGUAAAGGUAAUAUAGUGCUGGACAAGUUUGGAUCAUUCCGAUUGGCUCAAGAAGGUGAGACACCGGUGUCUGUAGGGGACGGCCGACCGGAACAGUUCGUGACCCGCAUCAAGCCGCCCACACCCUCACAACGGAGACCUCGCUCACCUCCAUCACCUAGGAGAAGAUCAUCCAACUCCUCUGACGAUAGACGUUCAGCCAAACGAUCUAGAAGCCGUUCCAUGCCACGGAAGUAUCGUUCCCGUUCCGGAUCCCGUUCUCGUUCCGGUUCCAGCGCGAGUGGCUCGGUGGCGUCUCGCCGCAGUCGCACUGUGUCUCCAAGAUAUCGCUCCAGAUCUGAUUCCUACUCACGAAGCAGAUCACGAUCUCGAUCGGGAUCACGCGACAGAAAUCGACGCAUGAAUCGCCGUGGUAAUUGGCGCGGACGCGGCGGUUUCGAGCGUGGCACCUACUACCGUCCGCGCUUCCACACUUACAACGGUGGCGGGAACCGUGGCAGGGGACGCGGGGACUUCCGCAGGGACGACGGACGACGGUUCCAACACGAGUGGAGAGAUAACCGCUCGCGAGGAGGACGGCCCUUCAGACCUAGGAGAGGAGGCGGCGGACGAGGCAGACCAUUCAGGGGUGGCUUCCGUGACUUCCGCGACAGACGCGGCGGUAGAUACUCCCGCUCCCGCAGCCCUGACAGAACACGCAGGUCGAGGUCAUACAGCCCGGAGAGGAGGGACAAGGACAGAGACAGCCGUUACAGCUUCUCUCGUUAUUCUGAACGCGACAGCCACCGUAGUGAAGGAGAGUACGAGGAGGAGCGUUACGUGGACAGGAAGGAGUAUGACGGGAAGUGGGCGGACGGGAACGAACCGGAACGAGCACACGCCGAGGAGAAGACGGAGGAACCGCCUAAAGAAUAG